CUCCAACGCCACCGCGGCCGCCCGCGGGAAGUCGGCGCGCGAGUUCCGGUUCACCGCGCGUGUCCAGACAGCUUUUCGAAAGGUACGUGUGUCGGCGCCAAAUAGAGGAGAAGUGAAGCGCCGAUGAACAAGGAACGCCUAUGCGAUGCGAUGCGAUGCGAUGCGAUGCGAUGCAAGAUGUGAUGUGAGAAAAGAAAGACGAGCAGCCAUUUGUCAGACGAAAGUCAGUGAAGAGCCGCGCUUGCUCGCUAGACUGCAUGCACAAUGCACCAGCGGCACCUUAUCGAUAGGCGGUACUGUGCCGUGCUAACGCCCAUGCCUGUUGGUGCGACGAAGCUCCGCCCCGCGUCAACGGCACACAGCGACAACCACCAGAGUGAGCGACUGCACCUCGGCACUCGCCCGGACUUACUUGCCCUUCGAGCCACCAUGCAGUCCUCCGACACGGGCAGUCAUCGGACGAUCCCCGUGCUACUUCUCAAGACCAAGUCCACACCCGGCGACUCCUACCAGGAGCUCUUGUCGACGGCGCACCGCGGGGCAACACACGACCUUGCCUUCGAGCCGCACUUCGUGCCCGUGUUGCUGCAUCGCUUCGACGACAACGGCACCGGCAGACUCCAAGGCCUGCUCGAGCGAAGGAGUAUAGGGUCUUCUCCUGGAUGCGACUACGGCGGACUCAUCUUCACGUCGCAGCGGGCUGUUGAGGCCUUUGCGCAGGUGGUUCAGGAUGGGAGAGGUAGAGAUUCCAGCUGGCCACAUCUGCAGGAUGUUCCCAUAUACAGCGUUGGCCCGGCCACGACCCGCGCCCUGAGAGCCGUCGUACAAGAGCCCCGCCUGCAAAUAUUCGGCGAACACACGGGCAAUGGCGAAGCUCUAGCCCAUUUCAUGAUGCAGCAUUACGGUGAAUGGUAUCGCGACCGUCCGACGCGCCCCCCUCUGCUGUUCCUCGUCGGAGAACAACGUCGCGACAUCAUAGCCCGAACUCUCAUGGACCCAUCCCUCCCAGCCGCCGACAGAAUACGUGUCGAUGAGGAAGUUGUAUAUGGGACCGGGGUCAUGGAGUCGUUCCCGGAAGAUUUUGCUCGCAUGCUGAGCGCCACACACGACGCGCCGUCGAGAUGGGUCGUCGUCUUCUCUCCGACGGGAUGCGACAGCAUGCUCCGAUGCCUCGGCAUGCUCGACGAGGCAACCGGCAAGGCUAGGCACGUCCGAGAAGACACGGGCACCUACAUUGCGACCAUUGGUCCGACGACUAGGACACAUCUCAUUGAAUCGUUCGGCUUUGAGCCGCAUGUCUGCGCCGAAACCCCGUCUCCAGAGGGUGUGCUCCAGGGAAUAGUAGAGUUUGAAUCAAGAAGGCAGCAGUCUGCCGGUUGACUGCUCCUAGACAUGAUGACGUCGUUUCUUUUGUUUCUGUUGCCCACUGUUACUUGGAGUGAGAGGAGUGGAAAUUAGCUCGGCAUCACAUCUGCGCGGAUGCCAUGUUCCUCGAAUUCCCCGACGCGCAGCCACGGCCGCAAGCCACUGAU
Messenger RNA from Purpureocillium takamizusanense, 1532 nucleotides. It is a transcript of the gene HEM4, whose product is annotated as Uroporphyrinogen-III synthase. NCBI's taxonomy places the organism in Eukaryota, Fungi, Ascomycota, Sordariomycetes, Hypocreales, Ophiocordycipitaceae. The record is from RefSeq and is a predicted model, not a curated record. Gene Ontology annotation, biological process: uroporphyrinogen III biosynthetic process. The coding region runs from base 265 to 1380 and encodes 371 amino acids. Gene Ontology annotation, molecular function: uroporphyrinogen-III synthase activity. The transcript has 2 exons.